Molecule: messenger RNA, 1491 nt
Organism: Hyaloscypha bicolor E
Lineage: Eukaryota; Fungi; Ascomycota; Leotiomycetes; Helotiales; Hyaloscyphaceae
Exons: 2
Coding region: 1-1491 (496 amino acids)
Source: RefSeq, a predicted model, not a curated record
AUGCAUUUCCUGACGAUGAUCUGUCAUGCCUUGGCUCUGUUUGCUAUGCUGAGCUGCGUUUCUGGCUUCAACUUCGAUCCCGUCUUUGAUGUCUUGGAUCAAGCGCCGCCUCUCGUCCAAGCAGCCUUUGGGCUUCGAUUCAAGCGUCAAAAUACCACCAUCAUUACCCCAACUACAGGGAUUACAGAAACAACAGUACUAUCGACCCCGGCGACAGUCACAGGUGGCGGAGGCAUUACGACUUCAAAUGGAGGAUCUACCGGCGGUGUUACCAUCUCUAUUCCUAUCGGUCCCGUAUCAACAACAUCGCAGAGCCCAGCUGCUGCAAGUACUAGUACCGGAUGCGCUGCAGGAUCUGUAUCUCUCGACGGCGGCUGCUGUCCUUCAGUCUCACUUCGAAAAUGCAACGGUGCAACAGUUUGCACAUCAGCCUGCGCAAUCAGUACGAACCCAACCUCCAAAUCGGCCGCGGCACCUUCCACAAGCUCCAACCCCAUAAGAUCUCCCGUCCUAACAUCUCCCUCUCCUACAGAUAAUUCGCCCCCGUCCACAAAAUCCCAGCCAACGAACCCCGCCAACAGUCCAGCACAGUCACCCCCCAACUCACCAAAUCCCACAGUCACAGUCAUAGGAGGCCAAACGCCCGGGUCCUCCCCUUCCAGCCCCUCAAACCCAAACAACCCCAACCCCAACCCCGCAAAUUCAAUCCCACCAACGACCUCCUACCAAGCCUUCACCGUAACCAUCUCCGGCACCCCCCUCGUAACCUCCACACCUCUCCCGCUCCCCACAGACUCCUCCUCGAACGCUCCCCCGGGCGGACUUCCGACCGCCGCAAAGGCCGGGAUCGGUGCCGGGAUCGCCCUGGUCUUCUUGCUGCUGUUGGCGCUGUUUUUGUGGUUGAUUUUCUCGCGGAGGGGGAAGCAAGCUAGGGAGGAAGAAGGAGCGGGAGUGGAUGAGAUUGCUGUUGGGAGUGGGAAGGAGUCGGCGCCCAGAGAUCGGGAGUCGCGCCCGCCGGCUUAUAGUCCUGGUCCUGGCCCUCGCCCUGGUGCGGGCGAGGAGUUGGAUGGCCGGGGUGUUAUGGGAGGAGGAGUGAUGAUGGGAAGAGGAGAGAUGAUGGGAAGAAGAGAGAUGAUGGAAAGGGAAGAGAUGAUGAGAAGAGGAGAGAUGAUGGGAAGAGGAGAGAUGAUGGGCAGAGGGGAGAUGAUGGGAAGAGGAGAGAUGAUGGGGAGAAGAGAGAUGAUGGGAAGGGAAGAGGUGAUGGGAAGAAGAGAGAUGAUGGGGAGUGAAGGGAUGAUGGGAAGAGGGGAUAUGGGAGGGGAGGGGGGAAGGAGGGAACAGUAUGCGGAGGCCGAAGGGGAUUGGGAGGUGAGGUAUGAGUUAAGCCCAACUGUUGAAAGAUAUAGUGAGAUGCCUGCUGUGGAAGUGUUUAGAGGUCAUGAGAUGGAUGCGAAGGGGGCUAGUUGGACCGUUGACGAUUCGAGGCAUUGA